GAGCGGGAGUCGGGCGAGAGUCCGCCUGCUGUCGCCUGCGUAAGCGGGGCAGCGACGCCGGGCGGCUACGCCGCGAAACCGGCGUAGGCGGCUUUGGAGAAUCGGCGGGCUGCGCUGCGCCCGGGCUGGUCGCGGAGGGGGGAGGGGAUGUCGGUCAGUGCGAGAUCCGCUGCUGCUGAGGAGAGGAGCGUCAACAGCAGCACCAUGGUAGCUCAACAGAAGAACCUUGAAGGCUAUGUGGGAUUUGCAAAUCUCCCAAAUCAAGUAUACAGAAAAUCAGUGAAGAGAGGGUUUGAAUUCACUCUUAUGGUUGUUGGUGAAUCUGGACUCGGGAAGUCAACAUUAAUCAACUCAUUAUUCCUCACAGAUUUGUAUUCUCCAGAGUAUCCAGGUCCAUCCCAUAGAAUAAAAAAGACAGUACAGGUGGAACAAUCCAAAGUUUUAAUCAAAGAAGGUGGUGUUCAGUUGCUGCUCACAAUAGUUGAUACCCCAGGAUUUGGAGAUGCAGUGGAUAAUAGUAAUUGCUGGCAGCCUGUUAUUGACUACAUUGAUAGUAAAUUUGAGGACUACCUAAAUGCAGAAUCUCGAGUGAACAGACGUCAGAUGCCUGAUAACAGGGUGCAGUGUUGUUUAUAUUUCAUUGCUCCUUCAGGACAUGGACUUAAACCAUUGGAUAUUGAGUUUAUGAAGCGUUUGCAUGAAAAAGUGAAUAUCAUUCCACUUAUUGCCAAAGCAGACACACUUACUCCAGAGGAGUGCCAACAGUUUAAAAAACAGAUAAUGAAAGAAAUCCAAGAACAUAAAAUUAAAAUAUAUGAAUUUCCAGAGACAGAUGAUGAAGAAGAAAAUAAGCUUGUUAAAAAGAUAAAGGACCGUUUACCUCUCGCUGUGGUAGGUAGUAAUACUAUCAUUGAAGUUAAUGGCAAAAGGGUCAGAGGAAGGCAGUAUCCUUGGGGUGUUGCUGAAGUUGAAAAUGGUGAACAUUGUGAUUUUACAAUUCUAAGAAAUAUGUUGAUAAGAACACACAUGCAGGACUUGAAAGAUGUCACUAAUAAUGUCCACUAUGAGAACUACCGGAGCAGAAAACUGGCAGCUGUGACUUAUAAUGGAGUUGAUAAUAACAAGAAUAAAGGGCAGCUUACCAAGAGCCCUCUUGCACAAAUGGAAGAAGAAAGAAGGGAGCAUGUAGCUAAGAUGAAGAAGAUGGAGAUGGAGAUGGAGCAGGUGUUUGAGAUGAAGGUCAAAGAAAAAGUUCAAAAACUGAAGGAUUCAGAAGCUGAGCUCCAAAGGCGCCAUGAGCAAAUGAAAAAGAAUUUGGAAGCACAGCACAAAGAAUUAGAGGAAAAACGUCGUCAGUUUGAAGACGAGAAAGCAAACUGGGAAGCCCAACAACGUAUUUUAGAACAACAGAACUCUUCCAGAACCUUGGAAAAGAACAAGAAGAAAGGGAAGAUCUUUUAAACCCUCUAUUGACCACCAGUUACGUAUUAGUUGCCAAUAUGCCAGCUUGGACAUCAGUGUUUGUUGGAUCCGUUUGACCAAUUUGCACCAGUUUUAUCCUUAAUGAUGGAUUUAACAGCAUGACAAAAAUUAUUAUUUUUUUGUUCUUGAUGGAGAUUAAGAUGCCUUGAAUUGUCUAGGGUGUUGUGUACUUAGAAACUAACAGCUCUAAGUACCUUUCCUACAUUUUCUUUUUGUUUUUUGUUUUUUGUUUUGUUUUGGUUUUUGGUUUUUUGUUUUUUUAUUAAACAGAUGUUUUCAAUUUAAUGCAAGAAAACAUUUUACUGUUGUACAAUCAUGUUCUGGUGGUUUGAUUGUUUACAGGAUAUUCCAAAAUAAAAGGACUCUGGAAGGUAUUCAUUGAGGAUAAAUUGCCAUAAUAUGAUGCAAACUAUGCUUCUCUAUGAUAAUUAUAAUACAAAGGUUCCAUUCAGUACAGCGUAUACAAUAAUGUAAUUUAGUCUAACACAGUUGACCCUAUUUUUUGACACUUCCAUUGUUUAAAAAUACACAUGGAAAAAAAAAAAUCCUAUAUGCUUACAAUGCACCUAGAGCUUUUUUAUAACAACCUUUUUUUGUUUAUUUGUUUGUUUUGGAUUCUUUAAAUAUAUGUUAUUCUCAUUUAGUGCCCUCUUUAGCCAGAAUCUCAUUACUGCUUCAUUUUUUAAUAACAUUUUAUUUAGGUAUUUUCCAUAUAUUGGUCCUGCUAAAAAUAGAAUAUAGCAUCUUUCAUAUGGUAGAAACCAACAAGGAAACUUUCCUUUAAUUCCCUUUUUACACUUUAUGGUAAGUAGCAGGGGGGAAAAUGCAUUUAUAGAUCAUUUCUAGGCAAAAUUGUGAAGCUAACGACCAACCUAUUUCUACCUAUGUGCCGUCUCUUUAUUUUACUAGAAAUGAGAAUCAUGGCCUCUUGAAAAGAAAAAAAGUCACCAUUCUGCAUUUAGCUGUAUUCAUAUAUUGCAUUUCUGUAUUUUUUUUUGUUUGUAUUGUAAAAAAUUCACAUAAUAAACAAUGUUGUGAUGUAAUAGAGUGUGGGCUCUUAAAUAUUUUACAGCUGAUACGCAAAACUAGAAUAUAUUUGGGUAGAAACUUUUCAACUUGAAUUUGCCUCCUUCACAAUUGUAAUUCAUCUUUUCUCUUGCAUGUUUAUUUCAUUUGCAAUGAUUAUGUAUUGGUUUUCUAAUUUAUGAGAUAUAUAGUAUCUCUACUCAUUACUAUCUCAUUAAUAUGUUAUUCCUCUGAGAAAAAUCCCAAUUCAUUCACCUUAGGUAAACUCUCAUGUCCCUGGAAACUGAAACUUUUAACUGGAAAGAAAGUGGUAUAAUUUCACUAGGUCAUAUGAUACAGAUUUUAACAUAAUGCUUUAUGGCAUUUUAAGCACAAUUAAUACAACCAAGUUCAUUACCAUAAAAAGUUUCACUAUGUUUGUUACAUUUUAAAAUUAAUGAUGUAAGCAGAAGGAAGUAAGUGCUAAUUCUUAUUUUUGUUGGCUUGAUACGCUGAAGGAUUUAAGCAAGUCAGUAUGCUUGAAAGAUCCUUAAUGCUUUUCAAAGAUACAUAGAUCCAAAUGUAAAUAUAGAUUAUUCAUAUUACAUAAUCUUGACUUUAUGUAUAAGUUCACCCCAGGGUUGCUAUAUUUAAAGUAGAUCUCAUGAGGCAUUAAAAGCACAAUUUAGGAAUACCACAGUAAACAUUUAUUCUUAUUUGAUGGCCAUCACUAGUUAAAAAUUGUCUUGGAAAAGUUUUGUUAAUCCUAAAAUGCCUUCUGCUAUCGGAGAACGUUAACAUGGUAUUUUUAAAAAUAAAUUGCUGGUUCAUCCAAGACAGGUGUUCCAGAAUAACUAUAGGUAAAAUAUGUAGGGUUCCCCCACCCCAUUGUUUUGGUUCCUGUGUUAAGAAAGAUGGGUUAACACCUGUACCAGAAGGAUUUGGUUUAGGGAGUUGACAACCUAUUGAAUUUGGAGAAUGCAAAAUGAAAAACUUUGUAUAGACCACCUGCCUAACUAGUGAAGUAUUACUCCUAGAAACAGGUCCUCAUAGUUACCAUUUAAAAAUUCUGUAUAUUGUGAUAAGUUUGUAAGUCAUUUUUAUUCUACUAUGCUAGUAAAAAAUUGCACAAAUCCUUAUCUGUGUCAUACCUAAGGUUUUACCUGAAUUUGAUAUGGGUCUUCUGAUUGUUGACUCCAGGCUUCUCAAGCAUAUUGAGGGCUGUUUUUGCUGUAUGGCUUAUGAAUUUCUGAGAACUGCUUUAUGAUUACUCAUAAUACAUAUAACGUUCAGGAAGGCAUAAGGAAAGGCCAGCUUGUAAACAGAAAAGCAAUGCCUACUCUCCAUUGUCUAGAGGCAUUACGUGACUGAAGCAGUUUGGUAACCACUGUCUUUAAGUAUGCAGGAUUGACCAAGUCAGUCCACUGACUGGUUUGGGCACCACAAUGAUAGAGCUUUACUGCCACCUAGUGGGAUGAGAUCUACUUGUCUUGUUCUCAAGUUCACAAGUAACCAGGGAAGUUGAUAAAAUGAAUUGAUUGGAUGUACGGCUUAUUUCUAUGUAGCUUAGGUCAUAUUCUUAAGAGCUGAAGAGAUACAUACAGGCUCCUGCCUCUUAGACUCAUUAAUUUGGUGUCACUCUACUACCUGCAUAUUCUGAGAACCUCCCCUCCUCCCCGCCCCACCUUUUGUGCCUUUUAUCCUCUUGGAGAAACUGACCUAGUAAUGUGGAGGUAGGUAUAUAGUAGGUGAGGGAAAAGCAAGAGGAAAGUGUAUAAGAUGGCCUGAUAAUGCAGCAAGAGCAGAAUGUUGACAUAGCAAGUCAAUCUAGAUCACUAUUUCCAAACUUUAUCCUGUUUCCUUAUUAAAUAUUUUUCAGCAUGUAUCCAUAAUUGCAAUUGUAUAAUAAAUUGUAUGCAUGUACUACUAUGUUACUGUGAACAUUAUGAAACAGACUUUUAAAGUGUGGG
Molecule: messenger RNA, 4457 nt
Organism: Lutra lutra (Eurasian river otter)
Lineage: Eukaryota; Metazoa; Chordata; Mammalia; Carnivora; Mustelidae
Gene: SEPTIN7
Product: septin 7
Exons: 14
Coding region: 148-1461 (437 amino acids)
Biological process (GO): cilium assembly; cytoskeleton-dependent cytokinesis
Cellular component (GO): cell division site; septin complex; septin ring
Molecular function (GO): molecular adaptor activity; GTPase activity; GTP binding
Source: RefSeq, a predicted model, not a curated record